Molecule: messenger RNA, 336 nt
Organism: Opisthorchis viverrini
Lineage: Eukaryota; Metazoa; Platyhelminthes; Trematoda; Opisthorchiida; Opisthorchiidae
Exons: 2
Source: RefSeq, a predicted model, not a curated record
CGCAUUCCUGCUGGAGCGGAAAACCAGUAAAUUUGCACCCUGUGGUCCAUGGGGUUGAUCCCAGGAGAGGGUACAACCACGGAAAAAAGUUCACUGCCACAGAUGUCUGCUCGACAAAUCUGCAUGCUAAGUGUUCAACCCGGGGUUCUGCGAACGGCAGGACAACCAGGUUAUCGACAUGUGGAAGCCACUUUGAAGAGUCCAUACCUCAGAACCAGAUUUUGGGGCAAAACAUCUUAAACCAAAAACCACCAGUAGUCGGACCACGAGAGCCGAAAUUGGGUAUCCCGCCUUAUCGACCACCAGCGUCGAGUUGCACGCAGGCCUCAAUACAAU